CCUGGGGGCUGAGCCAAUUCCAGCCCCUGUUUCCUCUUUCUGCUGUGGAAGGAAGAAAUCCUUGGAUCAGGAAUCCCUGGGGUGUGUACGGGGGACGUGGAGGCCUCUCCUGUGCCCCCCGUGCCCCGUGACAAUCAGGGCUCAGCACCGCCCCCCGUGUCCCGUGCUAUGAGCGUUCGGCGUGACUUCUCCGCAAGCAGCUGCAAAUGAAAAUGGAGGAUAUGUCUUUGUCUGGCCUGGAUAACAGCAAACUGGAGGCCAUCGCACACGAGAUCUACACGGAGCUGGUGGAGGAUGCCUGCCUGGGGCUGUGCUUCGAGGUGCACCGGGCCGUCAAGUGCGGCUACUUCUUCCUGGAUGACACAGACCCCGACAGCAUGAAGGACUUUGAGAUCGUGGACCAGCCGGGCGUGGACAUCUUCGGGCAGGUGUACAACCAGUGGAAGAACAAGGAGUGCGUGUGCCCCAACUGCAGCCGCAGCAUCGCCGCCUCGCGCUUCGCCCCGCACCUGGAGAAGUGCCUGGGCAUGGGCCGCAACAGCAGCCGCAUCGCCAACCGCAGGAUCGCCAGCAGCAACAACCUGAACAAGUCUGAGAGUGACCAGGAGGACAACGAUGACAUCAAUGACAACGACUGGUCCUACGGCUCUGAGAAGAAAGCAAAGAAGAGGAAAUCGGACAAGAACCCCAACUCGCCCCGCAGGUCCAAGUCCCUGAAACACAAAAAUGGUGAGGGGGCGGGGGGCGGCAGGUCCCUGCCCGAGGCCGAGGGCAGCGUGGAGAACGACAGCUUCGAGGUGGCCGAGAGCCAGGCGCUGAUGAGCCGCCUGCAGUGGGACGGCGCCUCCGACAUCUCCCCCUCCGACUCGGCCUCCUCCAAAGCCAGUGAGUCACGGGGACCGGACACCGCCGGACAGCCCCGGCACCCUCGCGUAUGUCACCCCCUCACGGUCCCCACAUCGCCCGGGGUCCAUCUGUCCCCUCCCCGCCACCUGUGA
Ficedula albicollis (Collared flycatcher) is the source of this 998-nucleotide messenger RNA. It is a transcript of the gene ATXN7L3, whose product is annotated as ataxin 7 like 3. The transcript has 9 exons. Gene Ontology annotation, molecular function: transcription coactivator activity. The record is from RefSeq and is a predicted model, not a curated record. NCBI's taxonomy places the organism in Eukaryota, Metazoa, Chordata, Aves, Passeriformes, Muscicapidae. Gene Ontology annotation, cellular component: SAGA complex; DUBm complex. The coding region runs from base 207 to 998 and encodes 263 amino acids. Gene Ontology annotation, biological process: regulation of transcription by RNA polymerase II; positive regulation of DNA-templated transcription.